GGCGGGGCGGGAGCCGCAGCGGGAGCCGGGGCUGCGGAGGUUGCGGGGGCCAGGGGCGCGGCCGCUCAGCAACGCCGGCAGGAUGAGUAAACAUAAACCAGUUCCCAAGCUCUCCACUCAGUCUCCUGUCCAUCAUGCCAGCUUGAGGACCCAACCCUCAGACAGAUCCUUCAAGAAAGAAGACGUAAGUCAGAUUUCAAAAGACUCCUUAGAAUCAGAUUCAGAAAGCCUCCCUCAAGAGGUUAGGUCCCAGUCGGAGGUUGAGGACAAAAACAUGGAGCCUGACAGCUUAGACGAGGAAAGCCUCAGUGAGACCGAAGAGGAAGUGAACAGAAAAGUAGCCCACGGCGCCAGCAAGGAAGACCUGGGAGCCGGAGGUGGUGUGAACCACAGCCGGCAUGAUGUAGAAGACCAAUAUUCAGAUCUCCGAUAUGAUCCCAAUUGGAAGAAUAAGAAAGCAGAAGUGCAGCCAUUGGUUGUGGAAGCCUUGCCGGGGUCUGCGGAUAGCUCUGCAGAAAGCUUGCUUCUGGCUCCGCUCUACCCUUCCAGGGAGCCGUCAAUGGGACUCUCGGCAGGCAAAGGCAAAGAGAAGCCAAGUCCUCAGAGCGAAGCCUCCUUACUUGGAAGCGAGUUCCUAAGCCCAAACUAUGAGUGUGGCACCCGUCAAAAUGAGUCCUUUUCAGAUCUAAGUGAUAGUGACCAGGAGAAGUCAAGCAACCUCUCUCAGUACCUGAAGAGCUCAAGUUCACACAAUGAAGUUUUCCUGCCGGGAUCACGGGGGCCCCGGAGAAGGAAGGCCAAACAAUAUUUUGUGGAAAAAAACAAGCUGACUUUGGGAUUGCCGGCUCCUAAACUAGACUCUUACCUUCAACUUCACAAUAAAAAAAGAGGAGAGACCCGCCUCGAACAGGAUCAAUCGAUGCUUUCAGUAUCCUGUUCUAAUAAUGGCCCUAAAGUCGAAUCUCCUGACCAGAUCUCCUACCCCAUCAGAGGUACUGGCAAGAUGGCUAUCCAGAAUGAGAAAGAAGUCAAAAACACUUCUGUGGACCCUAAGGACAAAUGGCAUCAGAGAGCGAAACAACUCAAGAAUUACCAAGAACAUUUGUCUCAAUAUGAAGGUACAAAAGCAGGCAAUGUCCCAAGAGGUCAGUCUUCUGACACAGCCAAUGGGCAACAACCUUCCAGAAGAACAGGAAAGACCAGGGUUCGGAAACAGAAGAAACGCCAGAAAGAGCCUGUUCUCAAUCAAAAAAAUCAGAAUUACCCUCUCCAACAACCACAAAACCAAAGACAGCCUAUGGAUGCCUCAGCAAAACAUGGACUGGCCACAUAUAUGAACUCUUCUAACACCGACUUACAGGAUGCCAGAACACUCACCCACAAUCCCCAAGUCCCUUCCGACACAUUUGUUCCUCCCAACCAGGGUUUUAACAGAGUAUUGUAUAAAAACUCUGUCUUGGGGCUGAACACUAACAAAAAAAGAGGACAGAGACAUGAAGAAGAGAAACAAUUUUUGUAUAGGCAGCUGCCCAACUACGUGCUCUCUGAUAUGGAACUACAAGAGUUUAAUGAACUUUCUCACAGACAAAUGUCCCAGGGACAGAAAGGCCCUCAGUCUGAUUAUGACAUGAAUAUAUACAGGUCAACAAAGAUCAAGAAGCCAUCCAAACAGCCACAGGCAGAGACAAAAUACAAGAACAUAGAGAUGCUAUGGAAAUUCCACUCUUCCUCAGAGGCAGAACGCGUCAGUGCCUCUCCGGACUCCCGGCUUGCCCAGAUCAUGGAGCAGCACCAGCAAGCCCUGGUGCAGCUGGCGGAAGUGCAGCCCAGCGAGGGCUCCUUGUCCAGCACCACACUCCCACCUAUCCUGUCCAGGGUGGAAAGUGAAUCCCAGCUCGAUUCAGAGAGAAACCACAGACAGCAGAUGAAGAUGGCCCGCAGUAAUUCGGAAGGCUACCUGCUUCAGCUGGAAAGAGGGAGGAAACACCGGAAGCGCAGCACAAAGAGUUCCAAGCUGAAAGGUUAUCAGAAAAGAGACGUGAAGCUUGGAGGCCUGGGACCUGACUUGGAGUCCAUGAGAGACAACAUGAAAAAGUUAGUGCAGCAAAAAGAAUACGCAAGGCAAGUCCAGGAAUACAACAUGAAGACACUGUCCGUGCUGUCCAAACCAGAGACAGCAAAAACUGAAAGCAAACCAGUGAUUUCUCGACAUAAGGCUUUGGAAUAUGCUAAGACCAUCCCCAAACCCAAACCACCAAGUCUGACUGAUCAUGUAGCAAAGAAAACUAAGAACACGAGGAACCAUGAAAAAGAAGGAAGCUUACCAGAAAUCUCCUUGCUGGAGGUCCUGCAGAGCAGGCAUGAGCGAGAAAAGCAGGCCGUAGCUGCCUUCAAAGUCCUUCACAUCGUCUAGGUAGCAUUAGGUGGGGAUCAACACUGCUAUGACAGGGACACAGAGAAGACGAACAACUGAACAAUCCCAUCUACUCUGAGUGGUAACCUGGCACUGUCACCUGCCUCCUGCUCUUGUCUGCUCUGUGUAGAAGUUAGCAUGGGGCCCAGACACUGGGACAUAUUUCACCUUCUGGAUAUAAAAAUACAUAUCACUUAUUUUCAAAUCUGCUGGAAUUUGGACUGAUAGAGAGCAAGACAAUAAAGCCAUUGGUUUAUAUUGGA
Molecule: messenger RNA, 2676 nt
Organism: Mesocricetus auratus (golden hamster)
Lineage: Eukaryota; Metazoa; Chordata; Mammalia; Rodentia; Cricetidae
Gene: Jhy
Product: junctional cadherin complex regulator
Exons: 10
Coding region: 83-2413 (776 amino acids)
Biological process (GO): axoneme assembly; brain development
Source: RefSeq, a predicted model, not a curated record